ACAGCUGGAAGAUUCAAAACAAGGAUGUUUGGAGUUAAGAGAGAGCGUCUGAAUUUCAGCUUCGGGACCCCCACUGGCUCUACCAAGGGUCGCCAGGGGCUUCUGUCAUGGCGAGGCAGAGACCUUAGAGGACCCUGCUCCCCUGCCGCCUCUGCCAGCCCCUACAAGGCCUACACCCCCUUCUUUGGGACCCCUGGAUACCCUUCUCCUUUGGACCGCGUCAGGUUGAGGAAGGCAGUGUCCCCGCAGUGUGGCCAUGCUAGCUUCUCCCACCUGCCCCGCCGCCACCACCGCACCUCGCCUCGCUCCCUCCACCACGCCGCCUCCCUGCCACGUCUGACUGCCAUGACAGGCGAUGGUCUCCACAGUUUCAGCUUCUCGCCGGGCCUGGCCAAAGGCUCCUUCAGCAUCGGCCACAGGGACUCUCACUGCAGCGCCUCUCCCGGACACUGGCUCUUCAGAACGUUUGUGGGAGGUGGUGGCGACGGAGGACACAGUUCCCCUCUCCCCUCCUCUGUCCUUAACCCCAACAAAGCCAUCUUCACCCUCAACGCCUCCUCCAGGAUCCUGACAGCCAAUGACAUGUGCUCAUUGCUUCUUGGAGAGUCCGAGGAGAAGCUGUGCGGGGGCUCCAGGAGACUCUCGGAUUUCAUCUCCUGCCCCGUUACUGCACGCUACCUGGCCAGCCUUGCCCCGGAUGCCACCCCGAUCCCCGAGGAAGUGCCCCUAGAUUCCCUCAUGCCCCCAGCGUCGCCAGGGUUCGAUGCUGCAGACGGAAAAGGAGCUGUGAUAUUUAGCGGGAGAGUGGUGAGUGUUGAGACAAGUGAAAACGGAAGUCAAUUGUGUUCCCUGUGGCUGAAGGGUUUGCCAAGAGAGGCGGGGCAGGAGCAAAGGUGGAUGGCUGUGCUGGAGCCUAUUGAAGUUACACAGGCGAAGGCCACAGUGGACUACAUCGGCACCAUCCUGGACAGUGAUGAAGCUUUUCGUGCUCUCUUCAGCUUCCCAGAUACAGUGAUCAUCAGUCAUCUGGAGAAUAUACACAACCUCAUUCCCAGCCUCCAGCUCCCUUCGCCGCCCCCUGCUCCACCCUCCUCGUCAUCCUCUUCCUCAUCCUCCUCCUCUGUGCCCCCAUCUGUGCUGCCUGUGGAGUUAGAGCAGCAGCAGUGUACAGGAGUGAGUGUGGAGGGCAGCAGCACCUUCCCCCUGUGUGUGCAGUUGUCCCACCACCACCCACAACCACACUCUCACACCUCACACACUCCCGCACUCAAUCUAGACAUCUCGGUGUUCUCCAAUAUCAGUGGCCUGGUUGUGCUGGACAGUUCAGGAAACAUAAGCGACUACAACUACAACUUCACCCGUUAUCUCUUCGGCUACGGCCAUGGGGAGCUGGAUGGCCAGAGUAUUUCCCUCAUCAUCCCCUCCAUCUUUGAGGACAUGGGGCAGGUGCAGGAGCUGGGCUGUGAGGAGGAGGUGUCCACGGGAAGCUACUGGCAAGAGGAGGAUGAGGACGAGGAGGACGAAGAGGAGCUGGAGGUAGAAGUGGAGGUGGAGCUGGUGGAGGAGGAGCAGGAAGAGGACAAGGAGAUGCAGAAGGAGAAUAAACAGAAGGGCGAACAACACACCAAAAUAACACAACUUAUCAUGGAUCAGAAUAUCAAACCAAGCAACAACAACACCACUGCUGCCACCACCACCACCACCACCACCACAGCGUCACACAGCCAGGCCAUGAGGGACAUUACAAACUCCCUCAAUGCAGCGGACCUCAAGCCGCAGCCACAGCCACAGCAGCAGUGCCUCUACAACACCUGGGUGGAGGAGAAGAGUGGUGAUGAGAACAAGAUGAACAAGAUGCCAGUCUCAGCCCUCAUCACCUCCACUCCCUCCGCCAAGGAGUGCAUCACCUCCCGGCCUCCUGCAGACCCCAUAGAGCAGGGUACCUUUUUCGGGGUCGGCAGGCACAAGGAUGGCUCGGACUUGAGAGUCAUUUACCAAAUCCGGCGUGUGGUUCUGGACACCCUGGAGGAGGAAGAGGAGGAUGAGGAGGAGAUGAAGGAGCGAAAGGGAGACACUGGAGGAGGCGGAACAGGGACGGUCUUCUAUUACAUGUGGAUUCUGAACGACAGGGAUGGAAUGGUGGAUGACGCACCCUCCACCCUUGAUCUCACUCGAACAUCUCUCCAUGACACUACGGAGCUUUCCCUUGGCCAUGCCAUCACACGCGAGGCUCAGGAACAGAAGCAGCAGCAGAAGGAGGAGGAACACAAGCAGAAAAGCAAGAAGAAGGAGGUGGAGGAGGAGGAUGAGGAGCUGGGUGACGAAACAGUGGAUUCCUCCUACUGCCCCUCCUUCACCUCCUCCUCCGAGUGUGGCGGCGAAGGGGAGCACAGCCACACUUGUACGGACGGCAGCUCAGGGGCAGAGUACUCCCUCAACCACUCCCGCAGAGGGGGACGCCACUCUUCCUCCUCCGCACCUGAGGAAGAGAAGGAUGUCCCGGAGGAGGGAGAGUUCAGCCAGCACUACCAGAUCCUCAAGCAGAUUGGGAAAGGUGCGUUUGGCUGCGUCAAGCUGAGUUACCGCUGCUCCGACAGCCUGCUGGUGGUGACGAAGUUUAUCAAGAAAUCCAAAGUGUAUCGGGACAGCUGGGUGGAUGACAUGGUCCUGGAGCGUAGGGUGCCUCUGGAAGUAUCCCUACUCAUGAGUCUGGACCAUCCUAAUAUUGUCACGGUACUGGAUGUCUUUGAAAACGACAAGUACUUCCAGCUGGUCAUGGAGAAGCUUGGGUCUGGAAUGGACCUCUUUGAGUUUAUCGACCGAAACCCCAAACUUGAUGAAUUCUUGGCUGCCCACAUCUUUCGGCAGAUUGUGGCAGCCCUCACGUACCUUCACUCCCUCAACAUUGUGCACCGCGAUGUGAAAGAUGAGAAUGUUAUAAUGGACAAUCGAUUUCAUGUCAAACUCAUCGACUUUGGAUCCUCGGCCUUCACCGCCCCGGGCAAGGAGUUCUCGCAGUUUGCCGGCACUGUUGAAUACUGCAGUCCAGAAGUGCUUAUGGGGAACAAAUAUACAGGGUAUGAAGUGGAGGUGUGGUCCCUGGGUGUGACUCUCUACACCUUGAUGUAUUGGGAGAACCCUUUCUAUGAUGUGGAUGAGACAAUUAAGGGGGUUCUCAAUAUUCCCUACGAGCAUUCACCAGAACUGACAUCACUGCUGAAGGGGAUGAUGGAGAAGGACGUCAGUGCUCGCCUCACACUGCCACAGGUUGAGAAGCAUCCCUGGACACAGCUGCCUUGUAACCCAGAGCAGUACACCUUCCAUCAUGUUGUGCACUGCUCCAAGAGGGAGCGUAACCCCAAACACUACCUCAGAGACUAUAUGCAGAACGGAGAAGACACAGCUGCCUCCUCCCGCAGCUUCUUGGACGAGGACCUUCAUCAGAAGCACCUCGUGUCCACCCCUCCGCCUCUGUCUAUCCGUCGUGCUAACUCUGCCACCACGCCGCGCCGCCCCAGUCACCCCAACAAGAACCGGGACAGGUUGUGGUCAGCCUCCCCGCUCAGUGUGUGUCCGGCAGCAGCAGUAGCAACAGCAGCGGCAGGAAACAAGAGUCCCACGUGUGUGCCAGACCGCUGCCGGACCCCGAGUGUGGCCUCCUGCUCCACGCACUCCAGGGCCUCCACCACCCACUCCCUCUCCUCCAUCAGGAGCACAAUCACAGUAGACUCAGCCUCCUUCUCUGCCUGCUCUCCCCACUCCUCCUCCCCAUCCUCCACCACCUCCCCUUCCUCUUCCUCCUCUUCCUCUUCCACCACCCCCACCACUGCAACUGCCUCGGAUUGGGCCAACACUCAAUGCAAGUCCACCUGUAUCUCCUCCACCUGCCAGGACUCUUCCACGCCUCUCUCUGACUCAACGCCAAGCUCAGACUCAGGGAGCAGCCACAGCACCCUGGAUGACCCUUGUUGCCCCCUGAGCCCCUGCCCUGUCGAGUCUACCUCCUGCCACCACCAUCGCCACCACCACACUUCCAGCGGGGACCAGCACUACAGCCAUGGCUCCUCUAGCUGCGAGGGGAGCCAGGGGGCAUGCCACUCCUCCAGGGACACCAGCUGCUGCUCAGACCAUUGUCCCAGCUGGCAGGAGAGCUCAAGAUGCACGUCACUGUCACAUCAUCGAACUAAGCAGGAUUUCCUCUCCUCUCUCUUCUCGUACUCCUCCUCAUCGACCUCCUCCUCCUCCUCCAGUUCAUCCUCCUGCUCUUCUUCCUCCUCUGCCUCGUCGCCAGAAUCCAGCCCACAGAAGUCCCACAAGUCAUCAAACUCAACAUUCAAUAGUGACACUCUGUUCUAUAGUGAGCCGUUCUCCUUCAGUGACCUCCUGAGCCUCACCGACCUGGACCUGAUGGAGGGCGUCCUGCCGCACCCCUGUGACCCCCUGUGGGAUGACAGCACCCCUGACAGCCCCUAGCCUAGUGACCUGAUCUGUAAUGUCUUGGUUUUACAUGCUUUCCUUACAGGGUUGUAAUGCACUGCAUCUUCUAGCACCUUUUUUUUUUUUUCUUUCUUUCAUCUCUUGCAUCUUUUCUUUCAUUCCCUCUUUUCUACUUUUUUCCUUUCAUUUCUUCCUCUUUUUCCUCUUCUCUCCCCUGAUUUUUUGUGAGUUACUCCUCUUGUUCCCUUUUUUUCUGUUCUUUCCCUCUUUUUCUUUUUCUAUCUUCCUGUGUUUUGUGACAGUUAUCCCUCUCUUUUCCUUCAUUCAUUUCUUUCUCCCUUUUUUCCUUUUUCCAUAUUUUCCUCUGUCUUUACAAUGUGCUUUCCUGUUAUUGUAAUCCCAGCAUCUCAUCUACAUUCCCCCUUUGUCUCCCGGAAUGCCAAUCAUUUUUAUGCACCAUUUGUCAGACAUCACUCAUUUUUCCCUCUCUCUCUCUCCUCAUACAGGGAAUCCAGGCAUUAUUUUUGUAUGGGAACUCUUUGAAGACAUUCCUCUUGUAUGCAUUUACGUAAUAGUUAAGGAGAUACCAAGAAUCAGUAAUAUAAGGGAUGAUACUUAGAUGAGUGAGAUGCGAGACACAGCAGGAGAGUCGUAAAAGUGAGGAAUUGUAUGUUACUAAAUCAUAACGUUGCAUUUUUUUUCCUUUGUACAGGAUGUGCUUAUCAUUACGACUCGUUAUUUCACCUGUGCACUUUCAAGAGGACAUGUAAGGGUUGGGUUAUAGAUGUUUAAGAAUUACUGGUAACUUCUCUUCAGUCCCUCUGCAUUUUUUGCACGUUUUGGUAAUCGUUGCCUUUCGUUUCAUCUAUACGUUUGAAAAGAAAUGUAAGGGAUUGUAGUUCUGUGAGAGAUCAUUGGUAAUUUCUCUUCAGUCUUUCUGUUUUCUUGAACUUUUUUAUAUAUCUUUAGGUUUAGGUUACUGAUUCCUCCUCUUUAUUUUUUUCAGUCAAUUUUAAAGUGUGGGUCUUCUGAGGCAGUCAUAGUUUUUUAUCUUGUUUAUGUAUAGCUGAAAAUGCCUUUGUAUGCUGGGUAUGUAUACAAGAUGGCCCAGUUAUGAUGUACAAGACAUGAGGUGAAUAUUUUGGGCUCAUUUCAGCACUCAGUGACAAAAAAAAUUACGUAUGAUGAUCCUAAAAUUCGUAAAGUUUUGUACAUUAUAACAGGGACGCCUCGUACUUACCUGCAGGAUUUAAACGUGAUGUGCGUCUGCUUGGUUCAAACAUUCCUACACGCGAACAGAGGGACUGGAUUGUCUUCAGAGGUACAUUUGUGUUGUUCAAAAUGCAGUGCCAGAAACUAUAGUGAAUAGACAAACUUGAUAGAUACAAACUACUACUACUAUUACUACUACGUGUACUACUAGCAAAGGGAGUUAAUCACUAGACACAGUAUAAACGAAACGCAUGGAAACGCCAGUGAAGUCUUGCCUCUAUGUAUAUUAUAUUUAUAGACGCCGCAAGACUCAAAUACUUAUUACGUCGAAACAUUUAUAAUAGCUUCAUGUUUAACUUCAGAACUUGCAUGUUGAGCUCUCACAUAACCUCACCAUAUGCUCGACACAUUCACCAUGCCUGGCACCUCACCGUCACUAUCACUGCCCCUUUUUGUGAGGUGCGCCAGGUUCCCGUCACCUCAGCAUCACAGUGUUAGCAGCAGCAGCAGCAGCAGCAGCAGCAGCAGCAGGCAGAACGUUCACAGUCAAGCAGUCUCUUAUAUAAGCUGCAAGGAGACUAGGCACUGCAUUCACCAAUCUUUGUGUUUUUUAUUUCACCAUAACAAUGUUUCCUUUAAGUUGUCUGGCUCUUGUGGUUGGUUCUGCUGAUGAUAUUAAUUUUUUGGGCUGUAUUUUUAGUUUGUUAGGUCAUCUUGCCUUCAAAUUUUAGGGUGAAGCUCAUUGCGCAAACUUUAAAACCAAUGUCAAGAUUUUUUUAUUAUUAUUAUUAUUAUUUAGGUAAAGAUAUUGAUUUUAGUAAUGUUUUGCUGCUUCAUGGGUCGUUUUUAGCCAUUUCAUCAUCUUAGCUUCAAAUCUUAGGCUCAGAUUCAUUUUUCAAACUUUUAAAACCAAUAUAAAUAUCAGAUGUCUUAUAUUUGGUAAAGAAAGGGUUGUUUUUUUAUUGUUUCUUCACAUCAUGGGUGAUUUUAAUUUAUUAGGUCACAAGUGCAAAUAAAUUACUGCAAGGCUUCAGGUUCAUCAUUUCUUUUAAUGUGAAGAUCAAGUGCCCAUGUUUUAUUUUGCCAUAGUAAGGAUUGUUUGUAGUUCAGUUUUGGUGCUCCUCAGGUGAAUGUAAUCAAUAAUGACACAGGUAUGCAUUAGCAGCAAAGUUUACAUUUAUAUUCACAAACAGAAAACCUUUGUAAAAAAAAAAUGUAUUCUUGGUUCGUGUCUAAGUUCAAGUUCACUACACAAACUUCUCAAAAACUGAGAUCAUUUCGUUCGCCCGUGUACAUUUUACAAGGCAAUACUUUGUUGACGCCCUUCACGUAUUACUGAGCCCACUUGUGACGCAUGAAACAGACGUACGUACACUCCAGUCAGAGCCCCUCUUGUAGAUAGCGUAAGUUCAUUUUUUAUACAGAACCACAAAUCAUAGGGUAGCGUAUUUUUGUCGCCUCGUCUCCUUCCUUCCCAGUCUCUCCAUCUCUCUUAGACCAUUAUAUACGUAAUUUCUCAAUCAGGUGCAGUCUUCAUCAGCAGCCAAGUGACUUGCUGCAUUCACAUCCACUUGUGGCGUUUCCUUCCAGUCUUGAGUCCCCAGGUCUUCUCGCAGCAUCAGUUGUCGGGUUUUGUAACGUUGUCAGAUCAUGGGACUCAAGACUCAGGGAAACAGAGACUCAGGCUGUAUAAUCCUGUAGCAAAGUCUAUUUAUACCAGGACAGGGUGGCUCAGACAAGGCACCACACUGUAUAAUCCUGUUGUGGAAAAUCUAUCUAUCUGUAUCAGACUGGGGAUCCUGUAUAGGGUGGCUCAGACAAAGCACCACACUAUGUCUAAUCCAGAAAGUCUAUCGAUGUACAUACCAGGCUGGUGAUGUCAAACAGGAUGACCCAGCACUCCCACUGAUGUCAUUUGCACUCCUAGGAAAGGGAGUCUUGUGGACCACCCUACUACACCCCAAUAGCAAAUAAUACAGGCAUUAAACAAGAUAUCAAUGAAAAAAUCUACAGCAGAAAAUAAAGAAAAUUAAAAAGGCAUGACUGUGGAAGUGACUGCAGCAGGUGACAAGACUUAUGAUCUCGACUGCACAGUACUUAACUAACAGAGGAACAUCUAAGGGAAGAAGCUAGUCAGUGUUGCCUUAAAUACAUGAUAUAUAUAUACCACAGUAGAGGUAACUUAUGUACUACAUAGACCUGUGGAUGUCUGUGUGUCCUUACUCAGUCACCUUCGUUAUUUCUGAGUACCUAAACUCUUAUUAUUCUCAGGAUGUGUUGAUAUCCAAAUGCAGGGCAGUUUUGGGUUUUUUUAUUUUUUUUUUUAUUUUUGUGUUUAUUUAUUGAUUUAUAUAUUUUUCAUUCUUGCUGUUAUUUAUUUAUUUAUUCCUUUUGUCUCUCUCCUUGUUUUUAUCUGUCAUGGUUUAUGAAAGAUGUUUUGGUUUAUUUUCAACAGGACCAUUUUAUUUCACAAGUUAUUGAAUUCAGAUGUAGAUUUUUUUUUUUUUUUCUUUUCUUCCUCAUCCAUCCAUCCUCUCUCCAUUUUUCCUUGGUUUUGUCUGUCCUGGUUUGUGAGGUUCCUUCAGUUCAUUGUGUGUGAGAGAGUCUGAAUUCACUUUUCUCAUCCAUUACUUUAAUCCAUCGUAUUUGAAAACUGUCUGAAUUCGUCUUUCCCUUCCAUUCCUUCUGUUCGUCAUAUGUGAAGGCGUCUUAAUCCGUCUUUUCCUCCCAUUCCUUCAGGUCAUUGUGUUUGAGAUCUCAGAGUCGGUUUAUUUCCUCCCCCCUUGUAAUGUUUCAUAUUUGAGAGUCCCGAGUUUAAUUUUUCGUGUAAUUGUUCAUCGUUGCCCCCGUCGCCGGCCUUGCUGUGCUGUCAACAUUCCAGGCAAGAUUGUGUCAAGGUACAAAUUAACAUUAAGUUGCUUCUUCUUCUUCUUCUUCUUCUUGCCAAGCCGAAGAGAUGUUUAGUUCGUAUUACUGUUUCAUGACUUAUUUUAUACCUACAGUGAUCAUUAUACAUAUUAUUGCCUAUACCUUUUAUCGAUCUGGCCAAUUAUACUUAACACCAUUCAU
This is a messenger RNA of Scylla paramamosain (green mud crab), 8718 nucleotides long. RefSeq lists its product as uncharacterized. The coding region runs from base 25 to 4473 and encodes 1482 amino acids. The transcript has 25 exons. Gene Ontology annotation, cellular component: cytoplasm; nucleus; cytosol. The record is from RefSeq and is a predicted model, not a curated record. NCBI's taxonomy places the organism in Eukaryota, Metazoa, Arthropoda, Malacostraca, Decapoda, Portunidae. Gene Ontology annotation, biological process: protein phosphorylation; intracellular signal transduction; negative regulation of glycogen biosynthetic process. Gene Ontology annotation, molecular function: ATP binding; protein serine/threonine kinase activity.